CUCUCACCAUUCCUUCAUAUAUUCUCCUCAACUUUCUUCAUUCUCACUUUUUUCCACCAUUCAAUUUAUUACAUUCCCACCUAUUUUUGUUUUUCUCAAAUGAUUAAUUAAUACAAAUUAAAUACACCCUUUGAUUCAUUUUAUCAAAUGUAUAAUAUUAAUAUAUAACAUGAGAACUAUAAUAUAAACACAAAAGUUCACCCCUCAAAAAAUAUAUGUAACACGAUAAGUUAGUGCCUUUUGGUGUCGAACAAUAUGAACAAAAGAGCGCGGAUUGGGUGUAAAAUGGUGAGUUUCAUCGUAGCUGUUUUGGGUUCGGCAUGUAUCUUGUACUUCAUCAUCCACCAUUCAGUAGAAUCACCAAAGCAUCAGAUGGUGGAUGUUUACUUUAACACAACAGCUGAGAUUGGUGAAACUGAUGAUGAUUACAUAUGUGCCACACUAGAUUGGUGGCCAUCUGAUAAGUGUGACUAUGAUUCUUGUAGUUGGGGCAUGGCGUCUCUUCUUAAUCUGGAUCUGAACAACAUAAUCCUGUCAAAUGCAGUCAAAGCAUUUUCUCCCCUGAAAAUCAGAAUGGGUGGAACACUUCAAGAUAAGCUAAUCUACCAAACAAAUCAGCAAAAACCUUGUACCCCAUUUGUCAGUAACAGCUCUCAACUUCUUGGAUUCUCACAAGGCUGUUUGUCCAUGGCGCGAUGGGAUCGCCUCAACAGCUUCUUCAAAGAAACAGGGGCAGUGGUUACUUUCGGGUUGAAUGCACUAGCUGGAAGAACAAUGAACUCGGAUGGCUCAGCAGUAGGAGCUUGGGAUCCCAGCAAUGCUGAAUCCCUUUUGAGAUAUACAAUCAACAAAGGAUACAAUAUCUAUGGAUGGGAGCUUGGAAAUGAGCUCAGUGGAAAUGGAAUUGGUGCAAAGGUAACAGCUCAGCAAUACGCUUCUGAUGUGAAAACCCUGCAAAAUCUGUUGGAAAAGCUGUACGAAGGUUCUAACACAAAACCUAUAGUGCUUGGCCCGGGAGGGUUUUUUGAUGCUACAUGGUUCGAGGAUUUUAUUCGCAAAACAACCAAGUCUCUCCAAGCAAUCACACAUCAUGUUUAUAAUAUUGGUGCAGGUGAUGAUGAUAGCCUUGUGGAUAAAAUAUUAAAUCCAUCCAUCCUUAACAAAGAAGCAAGCAUAUUCAGAAGCCUUCAGCAGGACAUAAGGAAUUCAGGAACUUCAGCUGUUGCUUGGGUUGGCGAGGCAGGUGGUGCUUAUAACAGUGGCCGCAAUCAUGUAACAAAUGCUUUUGUAAUGAGCUUCUGGUACUUAGAUCAGCUAGGAAUGGCAGCAACCUAUGGUACCAAAACUUAUUGCAGACAAACUUUGAUCGGCGGAAAUUAUGGGCUUCUCGACACAUCUAGUUUUGUCCCAAAUCCUGAUUAUUACAGCGCUCUUCUUUGGAAUCGUUUGAUGGGAAAACAAGUUUUAUCCACAAGCAUUUCCGGGACGAAUAAUUUACGAGCCUACACCCAUUGCUCGAAGCAAUCUCAAGGAAUCACAUUGCUAUUAAUCAACCUUGACGCUUUGAUGACCCUCCAAGUCAACAUUUCAACAGAAACAGACAGCAUAUUAGCUGCAGACAAAAGCCCAUUUGCUAGGAAAUCCAAGUUUGAACAAAUGCCAAUAAUCAGUCAGAAUACAAGAGAAGAGUACCACCUGACAGCUCCAAAUAGGGAUUUGAUCAGCAAGAAAGUGCUUCUAAAUGGGAGAAUUUUGACUGUUGAUUCUUCCGGUGGCAUCCCACCAAUGAAACCUGCAGUUGUACAUUUAAGUGAUCCAAUAUCUGUUGCUCCUCUCUCAAUUGUGUUCGUACAUAUUCCGAGCAUUGUUUCAUAUACUUGUAAAUAGAAAUGGAUACAUAAUAACAUAGUUUAGAGAUAGAAAAUACGACACAAGUGUAAAAAAACUCCAACCAAUUCAAAUAUCAAAGUGAAUUUUCCCCCUCUUAAAACUGUUUCUGUUUCCUCAACUUUAAUGGCACAUAUUCUCAGCCUGGCUUCAACAUUAAAGAAUCGCAAUAAGGGUGUCACAGACACAGCAGUAAAAUGGUAAAAAUGAUGGUUGCUUUAUUCACUCAAAUACACACCAUAAGCUCUUGAAAAUCCAUAAUGUAGGGGGAAAAAAUAUAAUCAUCGUCACAAUAGUGCUAAUUUCCACAUCCUAUGAUUAUCCCCAGGUCUCCUCACAAGAAGACUGAUUUGAUCAUAAAGCGGAUUUCCCAAUAUUCUGAAUCCUUUGUCUCCUUGGAUAGUAAUUGUUGAUCAACUAAUAUGGUAUAAAAAAAUCACGUUAUACAUUGACUCAAUUAGCCAUAACUGGCUCUUGCUGUAGUGCAGUAGGAACCACAGGUCUCCAGGUCGUCCCUUCUGGGCUGUCCAUCAGAGCAAUUCCCACAGCAGCCAACUCUUUCCUAAUUGCAUCAGACUUCUCAUAUUCUUUGUUCUUCCUUGCCAUGUCUCUCUCUUCAAUCUUUUGCUGAACU
Beta vulgaris subsp. vulgaris (sugar beet) is the source of this 2521-nucleotide messenger RNA. RefSeq names its product heparanase-like protein 3. NCBI's taxonomy places the organism in Eukaryota, Viridiplantae, Streptophyta, Magnoliopsida, Caryophyllales, Amaranthaceae. The transcript has 9 exons. Gene Ontology annotation, cellular component: plant-type cell wall; membrane. The coding region runs from base 256 to 1887 and encodes 543 amino acids. The record is from RefSeq and is a predicted model, not a curated record. Gene Ontology annotation, molecular function: beta-glucuronidase activity.